Lagenorhynchus albirostris (white-beaked dolphin) is the source of this 3558-nucleotide messenger RNA. It is a transcript of the gene CIAO1, whose product is annotated as cytosolic iron-sulfur assembly component 1. Gene Ontology annotation, molecular function: protein binding. The coding region runs from base 131 to 1150 and encodes 339 amino acids. Gene Ontology annotation, cellular component: cytosolic [4Fe-4S] assembly targeting complex. Lineage: Eukaryota; Metazoa; Chordata; Mammalia; Artiodactyla; Delphinidae. Gene Ontology annotation, biological process: iron-sulfur cluster assembly. The record is from RefSeq and is a predicted model, not a curated record. The transcript has 7 exons.
GGCAGAAGCCGCGGGUGCUUUAGUUCCAAGGAGGACCCCGGCCCUCAGGAGGAAGAGGAUUUGCCUGGUGGGAUCCGCAGUCGGCGCGGCUGGCUCUGCUCACCUCUGCCUUCUCCUGAGCCGGGCAGCCAUGAAGGACUCGCUGGUGCUGCUUGGCCGUAUCCUGGCGCACCCGGACUCCCGCUGCUGGUUCCUGGCCUGGAACCCCGCGGGAACCUUGCUGGCCUCGUGUGGGGGCGACCGGAGUGUCCGCAUCUGGGGCAGGGAGGGUGACAGCUGGAUCUGCAAAUCUGUCCUUUGUGAAGGCCACCAGCGCACCGUGCGGAAGGUGGCCUGGUCUCCCUGUGGGAAUUACCUGGCCUCUGCCAGCUUUGAUGCUACCACUUGCAUUUGGAAGAAGAAGAAUGAUGACUUUGAGUGUGUAACCACUCUGGAGGGCCAUGAAAAUGAGGUCAAGUCAGUAGCCUGGGCCCCAUCUGGCAACCUCCUUGCCACCUGCAGCCGAGAUAAGAGUGUGUGGGUCUGGGAAGUUGAUGAAGAAGACGAGUAUGAAUGUGUUAGUGUCCUCAACUCUCACACACAGGAUGUCAAGCAUGUGGUUUGGCACCCGAGCCAGGAGCUGUUAGCCUCUGCCAGCUAUGACGACACAGUGAAGCUCUACCGGGAGGAAGAGGAUGACUGGGUAUGCUGUGCCACCCUCGAAGGCCACGAAUCCACCGUGUGGAGCUUGGCCUUUGACCCCAGUGGCCAGCGCCUGGCCUCUUGCAGUGAUGACCGUACUGUGCGCAUCUGGCACCAGUAUCUACCGGGCAAUGAGCAAGGGGUGGCGUGCAGCGGCUCUGACCCUAGCUGGAAAUGUAUCUGCACCUUGUCAGGCUUCCACUCCAGGACCAUUUACGAUGUCGCUUGGUGUCAGCUGACAGGGGCCCUGGCUACCGCCUGUGGGGAUGAUGCCAUCCGAGUAUUUGAGGAGGAUCCCGGCUCAGAUCUGCAGCAGCCCACCUUCUCCGUGACGGCCCACGUGCCUCAGGCCCAUUCCCAGGAUGUCAACUGUGUGGCCUGGAAUCCCAAGGAGCGGGGGCUCCUGGCCUCCUGCAGUGAUGAUGGAGAGUUGGCCUUCUGGAAAUACCAGCCGUCUGAAGGCCUCUGAGCCACCUUGACUUUGGACAGAAUCAUGGUUCCCCAGAAAAUGUCAUAAGACUUUCCCAGCCCCUGAGAGGACCCAGAGGAGCAUCCCUGACCUUCCUUUAACUUGGCCCUCCUCCAUGCAGACUUGGGUAGAAGUGCAGGCCACAGAACCACUCACUCCUUCCCCUCCUUUGACACGGAGUCCUUGGUAAAGAGCUACAGAACAUCAGUCUAUUGUACUUAAGCCAGAUUUUGCUUGCUUUAGGGCCCAGUGUUAAAUUUGGGGGUGGUGGUGAGUAUACUAUUUAUAAUCAUCAUAUCUAUACGUAGGAGGGAUAUAUCUCAGCCCUUUCUGAAACUGUAAGCUUUAUAGAAAUAAUCCAUCUGAGUCCCAAGUCCUGUUUUGUAAGGACAUUCACAAUCUAAAAGAAUUCCAUGGUGAGUCCUUUUCUGAAGUAGGUCCUGCCUUCUCGAUUUCUGGGCAAACCCUUGCAUUUAAGACAUUCAGUCAAUACUGAAGGAAAUUUUUUUUUUUUUUUUUUUUUUGGCUGUGUUGGGUCUUUGUUGCUGCGGGUGGGCUUUCUCUAGUUGCGGCGAGCGGGGGGGCUACUCUUUGUUGUGGUGAGCAGAUUUCUCAUUGCAGUGGCUUCUCUUGUUGGGGAGCACGGGUUCUAGGCGCGCGGGCUUCAGUUGUGGCCCGCGGGCUCAGUAGUUGUGGCUCGCGGGCUCUAAUACGCAGGCUCAGUAGUUGUGGCACACGGGCUUAGUUGCUCCAUGGCAUGUGGGAUCUUCCCGGACCAGGGCUCGAACCCGUGUCCGCUGCAUUGGCCGGCGGAUUCUUAAUCACUGCGCCACCAGGGAAGGCCUGAAGGAAAUUUUUUGACGUAGGUUGGUUUAGAGUGAGAAACACCUCUGCUUUCCCUUCGAAACCCUUAACGUUAACCUUCUGUGCUAUGUGCUGUGAUGACAGCCGGGAAGUGCUGAGAAAUAAAUGGGGAGGACAUGACCCCUAGAAGGGAGAGUUAUUGGUGGCCACAGGGCAUGCAUUCUCAGUGGGGAUGAAAAUUGGGUCUUGGGUGAGGGGCAAAAAAAAUAUUAGAGACAGUAAUUUGUGGCCCUCAAAAGGACCACAGUAUGUAAAUAUGCUGCGGUCUGUUGUAUUAGAUUUUCGUAGUGGGGGUGAGUAGUAAAAAGAUGCCGAUUAAGGCCCCUUAAGGCAAUGAUGAUGAAAAAAUGGUAGAGAAACACUGGCACGGGUAGUCAGCGCUUUAGUCUCACGUUAUCCUCUGACAGGCACUUCCAAGUGGGUUUUGACUUGAGGCCUGUCUUCAAGCCCACAGCCUUCACUUGAUUUUUUACACCACAGAAAUCAUGACCUUAGAUUUUGAAGACAGCUGGGGCAGUACCUAGAGCAGUGGUUCUCAAGAUGUGGUCUGCCAGUCACUGGAAAUGCCUAGAUUUUUUCAGCAAUUGGUGCCUGGGCAGGAAGCAAGGCAAUGGCACCAAAUACUACAGUCGUGUCUCCAUGCCUUGGUCUCACAGUGAAAAAAUUGCCAACUUCCCUGAGAAAUGUCCUCAACAGAACUAAUAAGAGAUAAAUUGUAUUAAAUCUGGACCCUUGAGCAUACAGCUCAUGUUCUGCAAUGACGGGAAGCACACACGAGCACUCCUGCUGCGCACUGAGGUGUGGCUGUCUUGAGGAAAAGCAGUUGUGCAACACAACUGUGUUGUUCAUGGCAUAACCAUUUCUACUUGAAAGAACGAGCAAAUUAUGGUAUUUAGACUUGGCUAUUUGGGAGACAUUUUCCGGAAAACGAACGGAACGAGCCUUUCACUUCAAGGGAAACUGAUAGUGUUGCCAAUGAUAAAAGCUUUCAAGCAAAAAUUAGAAUCUUUGAAAACUUGCAUUGCCGCCAUGAGCUUGACAUGUUCUCAAUGCUUAGACUUUUCUGAGGGGACUGGUGGUGAUAUGAACAAAUGUGAUCUGUAUGAUGAAAUGUAUUGACAUUUGGAAGAUUUGCAUAAUUCAUUGAAUGAGCAUUUUCCAAAUGCCUAAUGCAUGAUGUUAUAAAAUCAGUCAUGGGUAAGACUCAUUAAAAGUGUAAGGCCAGUGGGUUUUAAUGUAAGAGUAUAAAAAGCUCAUUGAUAAGGUUUCAGAUCCACAUUGCCUUUAAGAAACUGCCACCUGUGGAGUGGUGACGUAGCAUCACAUAGACUCAAUUACCUGAGAAACCUAUUUAAAAACUCCUUUUUCCAACUUCAUAUCUGUGUGAAUUCAGCUUUACGUCAGCACAACACAAAACGAAGCAGCUAUGAGAAUCCAACUGUCUUCUAUUAAGCCAGACAUGAAAGAGAUCUGCAAAAAUGUAAAAUGCCACUCUUCUCCCUGGAUUUGUUUUGGAAGUUGUUUUUCAUAAAAAGUUAACAUAA